Molecule: messenger RNA, 456 nt
Organism: Prunus armeniaca (apricot)
Lineage: Eukaryota; Viridiplantae; Streptophyta; Magnoliopsida; Rosales; Rosaceae
Source: the annotation of a GenBank genome assembly
AUGUCUUUUUACAUGGAGACUUACAGGAGGAAGUCUACAUGUCAUUGCCACCAGGAGAUUGCGUCGUGCCAUGAAAAAUAUAGUUACGAGCAGAGCAAUGCUCAUCAUACUUUAUUUCUUAAAAGGAAGAAUGAUGAUAUGAUCGUGACUAGUGAUGAUCUUGAAGAAAUUGACAAAUUAAAAGGCUAUUUAGUUUAUGAGUUCGAUAUGAAGGAUCGCAAUGGAUUAAAAUAUUUUUUGGGUAUUGAGGUAACUCGUUCUGAACAUGGAAUUUUCUUGUCACAAAGAAAAUAUGUUCUCGACUUGCUAAAGGAAAUAGGUAUGCUUGGGUGUGAACCGAUUGGUACUCCUAUAGAACAAAAUCAUGGUUUGGAAGAAUAUCCAGAUCAAGUUCCAAUAAUAAGGGACGAUAUCAGAGGUUGGUUGGUCGCAGGGUCGUACCCACUAGCAUGCUAA